AUGGCAGCAAAUUUUUGGGCUUCAACUCACGGAACACAUUGGUUACUUAACCGGCAACAACUUAUAAAUAGUAGGAAGGAUGACUUAAAACAUAUUAACGAACACGAAUUAACGAAAGUCAAUAUAUGGUUCGCGAAAAUAAUAACUGAUCUCGGAAAGAAUCUUCAGGUCAGGCAAAUUAUAAUUGCUACAGCGAUAACUUAUUUUAAAAGAUUUUAUACAAAAAAUAGUUAUAGAGGAACUGAACCAUAUCUGGUCGCUGCAACGUGCAUGUAUUUAGCAUGUAAAAUAGAAGAAUCACCUCAUCAUAUCAAAACUGUUAUUUCCGAAAUGAAAAAAUUAACCGAAGGUAAAGGAGGUUUUCCUUAUGAAAAUCAAAAAGUAGCAGAAAUGGAAUUUUACCUAAUGGAAGAAUUGGAUUUUAAAAUGAUUGUAUUUCAUCCUUAUCGAGCAUUAGCAACUUUGGCUCAAGAUCUUGGAACAAAGAAUGAAGAUGUUCAAAAUGCUUGGUGGGUAUUAAAUGAUACUUAUCGAACUGACAUGUGUUUAUUGUACCCACCACAUGUAAUCGCUGCUGCUGCACUUUAUUUACCUAUCGCUCUUAAAGAUAUACGCGAAUGGUUUGCUCUUUUGAAUAUUACAGAUAUUGUUCAAGAAAUAAUAUCAUUAUAUGAAUUAUGGACAGAAUAUAAUGAAGAAAAGCCACAGGAAAUUUUGCAACGCUUAUUAAAAAAAUGA
This is a messenger RNA of Diversispora eburnea, 738 nucleotides long. The record is from the annotation of a GenBank genome assembly. NCBI's taxonomy places the organism in Eukaryota, Fungi, Glomeromycota, Glomeromycetes, Diversisporales, Diversisporaceae.